AACAAGCCGGCGAUAGGUUCUGUUGCUCCAGUACUACUUUUUUUUUUCCUACUCACCUCCCCUUCCCUGAAGAGUUUGAUUCAAAGUUGAGAGCCAAGAUGGCGGCCGAUUCUGUGCAGGGUGAUGCGAGAAGUCACCUGGUCUCUGAGCGGCUUGGCCUGGGCCACAACCUGGACCUGUCUGACACGAUGGUGCAACAGAAACUCGACGAAAUCAAGGACCAGAUCAAGAGGGAGAUCCGCAAGGAACUUAAAAUUAAAGAGGGGGCGGAGAACCUCAGAAAAGUUACAACUGACAAGAAGAGUUUGGCCUAUGUGGACAACAUGUUGAAAAAGUCAAAUAAAAAGGUGGAGGAGCUGCAUCAGGAGCUGCAGGAAUUAAAUGCACACAUUGUAGUGAAGGAUCCAGAAGAUCUAUUAGAUUGCCCUAGAACGCCAGACACCCCCAAUAGUACCUCCACAAACAGCAGACUAGCAGCUUUGAAGAAGCAGCAUGAUAUUGAACUAAAAGUGAAACAGGGAGCAGAGAACAUGAUCCAAAUGUAUUCAAAUGGCUCUUCAAAGGAUCGUAAACUGCUUGGAACUGCACAACAAAUGCUCCAAGACAGCAAGACAAAAAUGGAAGUCAUCAGGAUGCAAAUUCUGAAAGCAAUCCAGACUAGUGAAAUGGCCUUUGAUAGUACGGAAGGUAUAGUUUCCACAGCCAAACCUGUGAUCAGCCCGCUUGAGUUGCGGAUAGAGGAACUGAGACACCACUUCCGGAUAGAAUACGCAGUAGCAGAAGGAGCCAAGAAUGUCAUCAAGCUGCUUGGAUCUGGAAAAGUCACUGACAAGAAAGCACUUUCUGAAGCUCAAGCUAGAUUUAAUGAGUCAAGCCAGAAAUUAGACCUUUUAAAAUACUCAUUGGAGCAAAGGUUGAAUGAGCUUCCCAAAAACCACCCGAGUACCAGUAUUAUAAUAGAAGAACUAUCUUUGGUAGCAUCGCCAAUAUUAAGCCCUCGACACAGUAUCAUUUCUACACAAAAUCAAUACAGCACAGUCGCCAAACCGGCCGCAUUAACAGGUACCCUAGACGUCAGACUAAUGGGCUGCCAAGACCUUUUGGAGAAUGUACCCGGCCGAUUAAAAACUACAUCUGUUCCUCUACCGGGUUGGAGCCCAAGUGAAGCCAGGUCUUCCUUUAUGAGUAGAACUACCAAAAAUAGGAGUGGAAGCAGUCGAAACCUUUCGAAAACAGAUGACUUGUCCAAUGAGAUCAGUGCUGUAUUGAAGUUGGACAACACAGUUGUUGGGCAGACUGGCUGGAAACCUAUUUCUAAUCAAUCGUGGGAUCAGAAGUUUACACUGGAGCUGGAUCGGUCGCGUGAAUUAGAAAUGUCUGUGUAUUGGCGAGACUGGCGGUCACUUUGCGCUGUCAAGUUUCUGCGGUUAGAGGAUUUCCUUGACAAUCAGCGGCAUGGAAUGGUUCUGUACCUUGAACCUCAGGGUACGCUCUUUGCAGAGGUUACAUUUUUUAACCCUGUUAUUGAAAGGAGACCAAAACUUCAAAGGCAGAAAAAGAUCUUUUCGAAGCAACAAGGCAAAACAUUUCUGCGAGCCCCUCAAAUGAAUAUUAAUAUUGCAACAUGGGGAAGACUGGUGAGGAGAGCAAUCCCCUCAAUAAAUAACUCUGGCACAUUUAGCCCUCAGGUUCAAGUGCCUGCAGCAGUGCCAGGGGAUACACUGGUCCCAGAAUCCCCUUCGUCACCGAGUGACUCAACAGUGACAAAAUUAGAAUUUGAACAGGAACCCCCUCCAACUCCUAAGAGACAUUCCUCUGUGGCUGAGAUUAGAGAGUCCAUGCCAGAAAUUAAGAUUGCAGACUGCAUGCAGAUACAGGAUGCAUUAGCAACGUUUGACUUCCUGAAUGACAGAAAUAGCACUGUACCCAGACCAGAGACACAAGUUAUUGCUGAGAAUGAAGUUAAGCAGCCAGAUUUGGAGUUAAUGACCAUUCCAGAACCUACAGAUAGCAGGGUGCAGCAAAGAUUUCAGUUCGGCCUCAGUGAUUUCCAUUGUGUUGCAGUGCUGGGCCGUGGGCAUUUUGGAAAGGUGCUGCUUGCCGAAUACAAAAACACAGGAGAAAUGUUUGCCAUCAAAGCCUUAAAGAAAGGGGACAUUGUAGCGCGUGAAGAGGUAGACAGCCUUAUGUGUGAAAAGAGAAUCUUCGAAACUGUGAACUGUGUCCGGCAUCCGUUUUUGGUGAACCUUUUUGCCUGUUUCCAAACCAAAGAUCAUGUAUGUUUUGUCAUGGAAUAUGCUGCUGGAGGAGAUCUUAUGAUGCACAUUCAUGCAGAUGUGUUUUGUGAACCUAGGGCUGUGUUUUAUGCUGCUUGUGUUGUCCUUGGUUUGCAGUUUUUGCACGAACAUAAGAUAGUGUACAGAGAUUUAAAGCUGGAUAACCUGCUGCUUGACACUGAAGGUUAUGUAAAGAUUGCCGACUUCGGCCUUUGCAAAGAAGGUAUGGGAUUUGGAGAUCGUACAAGUACGUUUUGUGGUACUCCGGAGUUUCUUGCUCCAGAAGUUUUAACGGAAACAUCUUACACACGGGCAGUGGAUUGGUGGGGACUUGGUGUACUUAUCUUUGAGAUGUUAGUUGGUGAGUCUCCUUUCCCAGGUGAUGAUGAAGAGGAGGUGUUCGACAGUAUCGUUAAUGACGAAGUCCGCUACCCAAGAUUCCUGUCUACUGAAGCCAUCUCCAUAAUGAGAAGGUUGCUGAGGAGAAAUCCAGAAAGACGUCUUGGAGCAGGGGAAAAAGAUGCUGAAGAAGUGAAAAAGCAUCCUUUUUUCCGAAACGUUGAUUGGAAUGGUCUGUUAUCAAAGAAGGUGAAGCCUCCAUUUGUACCUACAAUUAAAGGCAGUGUUGACGUCAGUAACUUCGAUGAUGAAUUCACCUCGGAAGCGCCCAUUCUGACCCCACCUCGGGAGCCCAGGGUCCUUACAGCGCGCGAGCAAGAAAUGUUCCAAGAUUUUGAUUAUAUAGCGGACUGGUGUUAGACCUCAGACUUUCAACACUGUGAAACGCAAUAGCUGACUGUAGCUCACAACCUCCUCUUCUGAAGAACUGGGGUUCUUCCAGCCUGUUGUGCACUCAGUGACAUUCAAGGAUCUUUGACUUUUAAAGCAAAUGAAGAUUAUUUUAUUUUUUCUUGUUUCCAUUAUAUAUAUAUAUAUAUAUAUAUAUAUAUAUAUAUAUAUAUAUAUAUAUAAAGACCUGUCAAAAGAAGUGGCCAAUGUCCAUUUUGUUUUGUCUGAGCACUGGGAUUUUUUUUUUUUUUUUUUUUUUAGGAUGUCUGUUUGGGGAAACACAAAAUCCACCUUUUUGAUUACUUUGGGAUAAUUACUGUAAAAAACAUGCAUUGUCUCCAGGUUUGGAUUUUUAAUUUUUUUUUUAUGUCUAAACUAUUUUGGUCUUAGGUAAAUGAUCUUUUAGAUUUUUUUUUUUUUAAGGCCAGAAUGUGCCACAUUAGACUUCAGGUGCUUUAGAAUACCAGCCCUGCGGCAUGGUCUCACCAAGUAAUAAGGCAAUGACAGUCUUGACUACUUUUUUAACUUUUAUUCGGCCAGCAAUGUGCAUUUUUUUUAUUCAAAGACUGGGUAUCAUGAGAAUCGUUUUGUCUUGAUUUUAUCUGGAACACUAAUCUUGGUCCUUGCCUUGUACAUUUUUAUUGUAUUUAUUAUGUAUAACAACUAGAUGCCUUAAUUUUGUGAGACGACAAUAUGUGGGCUUCCAUUCAGCAAAAGACAGGUACUGAACACCUACCAAAGCCACUUGCCAAACACUUGAUAGUACAUUGGGCCCAGGUGACACCUUCUAAAAAGAACAAAGGAACAUUACAAAAGAAAGUCUUGAGUGUGACUAAAUGACGGCCCAGAUUUGUCCUUCUUGGAGGUUUUCUACAGUCUCCUGUAUUUGUAUUGUCCUUCCAUGUUAUGUGAACAAAUAUAAGAUUAUAAUUUUAUACUGUAUUUUUAGUACAUCGGUGCAUCUUGCAUCUGCUGUAGAUGUUAACCAUUUUUGUAAAGCCUGUAGGGAUGUAUGACAAUGUAUACAAGCUGUAAUGUGUAAGUUUGGAACUUUUUACUUUAGUUUACAUUCACAGAGAAAAAGAUACGUUUUUUCUUAAUUACAGUGGCCAUCCGAAGGAGUAAAUUAAGCUUUGAAUUCUCAAAAUGGAAUGUAAAAUAAAAAAUAAAAAAAUUAUAUAUAUAUAAUUUUUUUUUUUUUUUUUUUUCACAAAGCAAAGUGUAUAUUUUGGCUUAUAAUAUGCCAAAGCAGGCUGUAUCUUAAACUGCUAAACGUUUUUCUCUUUUAAAACAUAGUUCGUACAUUUUUUUACAUUUAAGGCACCGGUCAGUCCUGUAAUGUACUUAUGUUGGAACAGUUCCUUGGUCUACAAGAGCAAUACUGCUGAAAACAUGGUUCAAUGUUUGCACUUUUAUUCAGGUAUUACUCGGGUUGGGGCUUGACAGUUUUUUUUUUUAAAUAACCUGAUCAGUAUAAUCUCCAUGUAAUUACAUUUUACACAAUGGUUAUUACAACAGCAGAAAAUCCUGUAGACCUGUUACUCAAACAGUUUGUAAAAGACUGAGGUAAUGGAGAUAUUGAAGGCAUUAUGUUUGAUAUAAACUGAUUUCAAGCCACAUGUCUCAAAUUGCUGAGUACCAAAACAUUUUUUUUAUUGUACUUUGAGAUACAGCCUGAUAUUAGAUAUCAGAUCCAGUGUUUUUGAUUUGGUGGCACCGGUAAAACCAAGAAUAAUAUGUUUAUAAACUGAAAGUACAAUAACCUUAGCUCAGUAACUAAAGUUGUACAGAAAAUCAUUUUUAAAUAUAAAUCACUAAGGGUAUAAAGGGGGCAGGGUAUAUGUACACAGUUGAGCUCAAAGCACUAAUUGUAUCUAUGUAGUUUUAUAAUGUAUCAACUUUUUAGCCUAUAAAAAGAUAAUAGAUUGUAAAUACAUUUUCUAUAUACAUUUUAAAAGUGUCUGCUUGAGCACUUUUGUGAGGAGUGACGCUUUAGAAUGGUACACUACAUUUAAGUUAAAUGUGUGCUGAUAAGGUUAUGACCAAGAAAAUCAUGAGUGUUUUGCAGUCGGUAUGCAUAUCACGAAUGCACAAAUUAAAAGAAAUUUGUAAUAGAACAGCCUUGUUUGUUUUUUCUGUAACUUUAACAGUUAAGUAAGC
This is a messenger RNA of Acipenser ruthenus (sterlet), 5225 nucleotides long. Its product is annotated as serine/threonine-protein kinase N2-like. The transcript has 22 exons. Gene Ontology annotation, molecular function: small GTPase binding; protein serine/threonine kinase activity; ATP binding. Gene Ontology annotation, biological process: signal transduction; protein phosphorylation. The record is from RefSeq and is a predicted model, not a curated record. Lineage: Eukaryota; Metazoa; Chordata; Actinopteri; Acipenseriformes; Acipenseridae. Bases 99 to 3035 code for a protein of 978 amino acids.